AGCUUUUGAAUUUCAGUUUAUUUAUAAAGAUUGCGUUCCAAAACAACGAAAAUAAAUGGAGUGCCUAAAACUCUAUCACGACCUCUCCCUCUUUUCCACCCGCAUCCCAGUCCCAUUCCUCACUCACUUUUUUUCCCAUUUCGAUCCCCAAAAAUCCAAAGCCCUCGCAUCGUCCAUUGCAAACUUUCAUCUCCGAGACCUCGAGAGCGCCGACUACCGUUCCGCAUAUCAUAUGCUCUGUGACUGGUUUUAUGGAUGGAAUGUAACGGAUGCUACAGCCGAAACUGGGACAGAGCAUUUUCGAAUGCGGCGUGUUCCCCGCGAGAUUGAUGUUCGAGAAGAAGGUGAACGUGUUGAAUGUGAUCGGAUUUGUAAAACCUUUGAAACACUCUUUGGACUCAGUCGACGGGUUCUUAAACGGUAUUAUCUCGACAUUGAGGAACUUGUGCCUAAAAUCGGGUUAGGCGCUUCGGAUAUCUCUGCUCGUGAUGAUCGUGUACAUGAUGAAGGCGAUGGAAUGGAUAAUGUCGAACGCGUAUGGGCUCAGCAACGAAAACGAGAAAACGAACUUGACGAGGAAAACAAGAGUGAGAAUGGGAGUUCGGAUUCGUUGGAUAAGGAAAUGGAAGAGUUGUUGCGCAUGUCUCGGCCUGCGGGCAUGGUUGUUCGGAGAAAGACGCAGAUUUAUUCUACGACGGUGCAUGAGAGGGCUGGACGGGGAGUGGAAGGUAGUGUUUUGGAGCAAGAUGAAGAAGGGGAACUAGGAGAACACAAGUCACAAACAGAGGACAUGGCUUCGACAAGUGCAACGGCCACAACCGCGAAUUCUACAACAAUGGCACCAGCAACAGAACAAUCCAGCGCAUCAUCUGGUACCUUGGAGGGUUCCCAACCCAUGGACGCACCCUUUUCCCCCUCUUCUCCCAACUCUAUCCGCAAAGGUACCCUCCACGAAGCCCCUGGCCAAGACGACAUUCGCCGCUCCCUCCAACGCGACAUUAAUCAAAUCUACGUCCAACUCGACCGUGCAACCGACUACACCCUCGUUUGUCUCUCAACCGCUUUUUGCGUCCUAACGUUUUCCCAAGUUCUCGGACACCAAGACACGUUUCUCAAAUACGCAUCGUUUGCGCAAGAACUCUCGAUGGAUUUCGUGUCGAAUACACUGAAAACGGUCUGGGACCUUUUACACCGUGAACUCCCUCCAACGGAUCUCUCUCUGCAAGACCUCCGCAACCCCGAUUUACUAAAACUCAAAAUCCAAAAAGUGGUAGCGCUACGUACAUCCCAACACGGUAAAACCCCCAAAUACCGCUGGCGAAAACUAUACCGCAAAUUCGCACUCUUGCAUGAACUCUUUACAAGUGUGGACGUUCAUCUUUUUCCUAAUUUCCUAGUAGCCCAUCGUGAAGGUGUCAAAGCCGCCAAAUUCUCAUCAUUUGAUAGUUGUCUUUGGCUUACGGGGGGGUAUGACUGCGUUAUCCGGAUUCACGAUAUUCGACCUCAACUGUCGUCCACCACACCUGCCACACCAACAUCCAUACCCCCCGUCCCCAUCCCUGGCCCAGCAGGCGGAACAACAGGCCAUACAUGCCUAUCCCAAUACGUUGGUCACAAAUCCAUCAUCACCGACGUCCAUUUCACACACGAUGACACACACAUCAUUUCAUCCUCUUUUGAUCGUACACUUAAAAUCUGGAACGCCCAAUCAGCUUCCUGUGAACGCACACUAACCGGCCACACCGACUCUGUGACAACCUGCGAUAUCUCAUCCGACGGCCGAUACAUUGCAUCCGGUUCAACAGAUUGUACCAUCCGUCUAUGGGAUUUUCAUACAGGCGAAAACCUCACUGUGAUUCGUAAACACUCGAGAUGGAUUAAAGUUGUUCGGUUCUCGCAUGAUGGGCGAUACCUCCUCACAGCAGGCCUUGAUAAAAGAAUUUAUGUAUGGGAUGUUAAAAUCCUUAUUCACUCCCGUGCGAUUUCUCAUACACGUUGUAUCGAAGUUCAUACGGAUUAUGUAUUGGAUAUGGCGACCACACGGCCUUCCCUGGUUGCGUCCACCUCUAGGGAUUGUACGGUUCGCAUCAAUGAUUUUGUGUCUGGACAGGAACUUGCCGUGUUUGAUUUGGCGCCUUCUUGGGCUUGUAGUGUUUGUUUUUCAGAGAAUGGAGAGUAUUUGGCGACGGGGUCGUUUGAUAAUAAUGUGAGUAUUUAUAAAGUUGCAGAGUGUACCCGGGUACGUCAGAUUCGGGUGCUUAAUUUGGGAAUCUUGUGUGUGAGGUUUCCAAAGGAUUUGGGGUAUGUUGUUGUUGGGAGUUUGGAGGGGUUUUUGCAGCAGGUGCCUUUGUAAAUUGUGUGUGUGUGCAUAAUAGUUUUUGAGGGAAAUACCAUUGC
Molecule: messenger RNA, 2397 nt
Organism: Spizellomyces punctatus DAOM BR117
Lineage: Eukaryota; Fungi; Chytridiomycota; Chytridiomycetes; Spizellomycetales; Spizellomycetaceae
Exons: 1
Coding region: 56-2353 (765 amino acids)
Biological process (GO): mRNA splicing, via spliceosome
Cellular component (GO): U4/U6 x U5 tri-snRNP complex
Molecular function (GO): protein binding; U4 snRNA binding; U6 snRNA binding
Source: RefSeq, a predicted model, not a curated record